CCCCUUCCAGAGGCGUGCUGUUUAUUUGAUCCUGAGAGCCCAACACAGCUCGUGAAUAUUCAUGAUCGAGCCUGUGGACGUCAGGACGCAGCGGCGGCUCGGCUCUUCCUCCCCUGGCAGAGAGCGGAGGGGCUGGGAGGAGAGAGACAUCAUGCAAGAGCCCGGCUGCAUCUCUCCCGCCGCAUCUGAGGGCAAAUCUGCUCUCAACUCAUCCUCCUACCCUGCACCGACGAGGGAAACAACAAUGGACUGACGAAACACAAAAAAAACAGAGCGACUGAGGGGAAAAGAGAGGAGAAAAAAAGGGAGAGCAACGCCGUCUUGUUUUAGAAACUAGCACACAUUCUCUGGACAUAAGCUCCUUGGGGUUAGACGGGACGGAUCGAGUGAGCACAACGCACUUGGAAAGGGAGAUGUAGCAGGAGGAUGCUUCGAUGCGAGCGGUUAUUGCAGUGCGUCUCCUGUAAGAUGGACGAGACAUAUUGGGGCUAAGGAACUGGCUACUUAUCACGUUGCGAAGGGAAGGCGGUUUGCAAGUGCCGUGGGCUGUUGGAGAGGAUAAAUGCCUUCCCUGGCGGCAUGUGUCGCGUGUGAUAUGUAGCCCGAACGACGACAGAGCGCCUGUUUCUCCAUAAGAAGAAGCACCGCUCCCCGGCGGGAGCCGAGCGCCGUGGCCGCCAGCAGCCGUCCCCACCUCGGGCUCCCUAUGAAGCGAUGCCCCGCUAAGAAGUGAGCGCAGCUUCGAGAGCUGUCCGUGGUGCUGAACGGAUCCGUCAGCUCCUCGGGUCUCCACGAGUUGACCUUCUAUCUCCCCCCCCCCACCCCGUGCAGAAAACCCUCCUCCUGAAACACACGGCAAGGUGGUAGAGCAGGCCACCACACAUGGACAGCUGCUGGGCUUGACUGUGUCAGCCGGACCACCUUCUCUUUCAUGGCUGUGGCACGCAAAAUCAAAACUUUGCUGACCGUCAACAUUUUUGUGUUUGUCGGGAUUAUCCUGUUCUCGGUCUACUGCAGGAUCCAGGACCGAUCCGAGGAGCUCAUCCAGUUGGGGCGUGUGUCUGACCAGAGGCUGCGAGCCAGGAAUGGUAAAGUUUCCAACUUGGUGGACAGGCAGUCUAUUCUCCAGAGGCUGGAGAGGUUGGAGGAUGUGGUCUACAAUCAGCUGAACGGUUUGGCGAAGCCCAUGGGGCUAGUUGAGGGACCCGGAGGCCUUGGCCAGGGGGGAGCUGCUGCCACUCUGGGAGAGGACAGCCAUGAUGCCGAAGGGAAAUACGAGGAGUACGGCUACAACGCUCAGCUCAGUGACCGCAUCUCCCUGGACAGGAGCAUCCCCGACUACAGGCCGAAAAAGUGCAAGCAGCUGAUGUACGCAGAGGACCUUCCCCAGAUCUCUGUGGUCUUCAUCUUCGUGAACGAGGCCCUGUCAGUGAUCCUGCGCUCCGUCCACAGCGUGGUCAACCACACGCCCGCACACGUGCUCAAGGAGAUCAUCCUGGUGGACGACAACAGUGACAGCGUGGAGCUGAAGUAUAACUUGGACCAGUAUGUGAACAAACGCUACCCAGGCCUGGUGAAGAUCGUGCGGAACAGCAAGCGGGAGGGCCUGAUCCGAGCCAGGAUCCACGGCUGGAACGCGGCCACGGCUCCCGUUGUCGGCUUCUUCGAUGCCCACGUCGAGUUUAACACCGGCUGGGCUGAACCUAUUCUGACCCGGAUGAAGGAGGAUCACACCCGCAUCAUCCUGCCCGCCAUAGACAACAUCAAGUACAACACGUUUGAGGUGCAGCAGUACGCCAACGCCGCCCAUGGCUACAACUGGGGGCUGUGGUGCAUGUACAUCAUCCCCCCACAGGAGUGGCUGGACAAGGGCGAUGAGACUGCCCCUAUCAGAACUCCAGCUAUGAUCGGCUGCUCCUUCGUGGUUGACCGGGAAUACUUUGGCGAGAUCGGUCUGCUGGAUCCUGGCAUGGAGGUCUACGGAGGCGAGAACAUCGAGCUCGGCAUGCGGGUGUGGCAGUGUGGAGGGAGUAUGGAAGUCCUGCCAUGUGCCAGAGUGGCUCACAUCGAGCGCACCAAGAAGCCCUACAACAAUGACAUAGAUUAUUACGCUAAGCGCAAUGCACUGCGGGCCGCCGAGGUGUGGAUGGAUGAAUACAAAUCCCAUGUCUACAUGGCCUGGAACAUUCCCAUGAAUAACCCCGGGGUUGAUUUCGGGGAUGUCUCUGAGCGCUUGGCCUUAAGGAAAAGGCUGCAAUGUCGGAGUUUUCGCUGGUACCUUGAACACGUCUACCCAGAGAUGCGGAUCUACAACAACACCAUCACAUAUGGCGAGGUGAGGAACAGCAAAGCUAGCGGGUACUGCCUGGACCAGGGCGCCGAGGACGACGACAAGGCCAUCCUCUACCCCUGCCAUGGCAUGUCCUCCCAGCUUGCCCGCUACGCUAACGAGGGGCUUCUCCAGCUCGGACCCCUGGGGUCGACCACCUUCCUGCCUGACACAAAAUGCCUUGUUGACGAUGGCAGAGGACGCACUCCGAGACUUAAAAAAUGUGACGCUGUUUCAAGGAAGUCCCAGAGGCUUUGGGACUUCACACAGAAUGGCCCGAUCAUCAGCAGGGACACCGGUCGAUGCUUGGAGGUAGAAAUGUCCAAAGAUGCUAACUUUGGCCUUCGCCUGGUGGUCCAGAGAUGCUCUGGUCAGAAAUGGAUGAUACGCAACUGGAUUAAGCAUCCGAGGCAUUAAAGCUGGA
Molecule: messenger RNA, 2753 nt
Organism: Etheostoma cragini (Arkansas darter)
Lineage: Eukaryota; Metazoa; Chordata; Actinopteri; Perciformes; Percidae
Gene: galnt9
Product: polypeptide N-acetylgalactosaminyltransferase 9
Exons: 11
Coding region: 932-2746 (604 amino acids)
Cellular component (GO): Golgi apparatus
Source: RefSeq, a predicted model, not a curated record